Molecule: messenger RNA, 2151 nt
Organism: Colius striatus (speckled mousebird)
Lineage: Eukaryota; Metazoa; Chordata; Aves; Coliiformes; Coliidae
Gene: MOB3A
Product: MOB kinase activator 3A
Exons: 4
Coding region: 293-943 (216 amino acids)
Biological process (GO): signal transduction; positive regulation of protein phosphorylation
Cellular component (GO): nucleus; cytoplasm
Molecular function (GO): protein kinase activator activity
Source: RefSeq, a predicted model, not a curated record
CAGCGGCUCGUACCCGCUGUCGCUUGGGCGGAAGGCGGAGCAGCGGCCGAGCAGCGGCCUGGAGCGAAGCCCCCGCCGCGGGACCCGCGGGCCGGGCCGAGGCGCCGGGCACACGCUGCUGCUGGGCUCAGGCUGCUGCUGGGCCCGGCCGGCGCAGGGACGCGGGCUCUGGCAGCGCAGCGACAGGCUCCGAGCGAGGACAAAAACGAGCGGAGAGGACCAGCAGCCGAUGAGCAGAGGGAGGCUCGUGUGACGCCUGGCGCCUCGGCUGGCAGCGCCCCGACACGAGACCAUGUCCCACGCCCUGAAGCAAGUGUUCAAUAAAGACAAAACCUUCCGGCCCAAGCGCAAGUUCGAGCCGGGGACGCAGCGGUUCGAGCUGCACAAGAAGGCUCAGGCCUCGCUCAACGCCGGGCUGGACCUGAAGCUGGCCGUGCAGCUGCCCCCGGGCGAGGAGCAGAACGACUGGGUGGCCGUGCACGUCGUGGACUUCUUCAACCGCAUCAACCUGAUCUACGGCACCAUCAGCGACUACUGCACCGAGCGCUCCUGCCCCGUCAUGUCCGGCGGCCCCAAGUACGAGUACCGGUGGCAGGACGAGCACAGGUACCGCCGACCCACGGCCCUGGCUGCCCCCCAGUACAUGAACCUCCUGAUGGACUGGAUCGAGGUGCAGAUCAACAACGAGGACAUCUUCCCCACCAACGUCGGUACUCCCUUCCCCAAGAACUUCCUCCCCGUGGUGAAGAAGAUUCUCUCGAGGCUCUUCCGUGUCUUUGUCCACGUCUACAUCCACCACUUUGACCGGAUCACGCAGAUGGGCUCCGAGGCUCACGUCAACACCUGCUACAAGCACUUUUACUACUUUGUGAAAGAAUUCAAUCUCAUAGACACCAAGGAGCUGGAACCACUGAAGGAAAUGACGUCCCGGAUGUGCCACUGAGCCCAGACCUCGGGGUCUCUGCCAGAGUCCCCCUCCUGCCUUGGAGAUGUGAUUCCAGGGGAGAACAGAGACGUUUUCUUAAAGAAAUCUCUAUAUUUUUGAUGAGUUUCAAUGUAAAACUGUGACACUGCAGGAAUAUUUUUGUAAAGAUGCUCUAGAUAAACUAGUUUUUUAUAGUAAUUGCUAUAAAAAAGAGAAGGAGCUGCUGCAGGCCCUUGGUGGAGGUGCUGCUCCUGGAGGGGGGAAGAGCCUCUUCCCCAUCCCCUCACUGCAGCAGCACCACAGGAGCCGAGCCAGGGGCUCCAGAGCCGUGUCCUGUGGCCGGUGCUGCCAUGGCAGAGGUACUUCCCCCAGACACCCGUGUCCCACCCGUGCAGGGAGGCUAUGUGGGGAUGGGGGAGAUGCUGCUGCAGGUGGAUCCCCUGGGGUGCUCUUGGGCUCCAGCACCUCCUCCCCUGCCUGUGAGUCCGCUGGUUUUUUGGACAGAGCUGCUUUUGUGCUCACCUUCCACUUGGCAUCCUGUCCCCGAGGCUUGGGCCCCUGGCAGCCGCUGCACCGGGGCUGAGCUGGAGCGCUGCUCUCAUGAAUCUGCUCCUGCCUCGGACACUGAGCUGAGCUGCUCCUCAGCUCUGGCUGCAGCAGCCCCACAGCAGCAGCAUGAGGCCAGGCAGACCUGUCCCUCGUGGGUCUGAGCAGAGGGACGGUGCUGGGACAGGCGUGGGGAGGUCUUGAGCACCUCCACCACCCACCCACCGCCCCCUGCGGUACGCUGACCCUGCUCAGGAGGGACUGGGCCUCUCCCCUCACCUCCUGCCUGUGCAUGGACCCUUUUCUGCUUCCCCUGAGGGUCCCUCUUCUGCACCCAUCUGGUAGCCACUGUCUGCUGGGCUACUGGCCUGGGCUGCUGCUCCACCAGCAGCUCCACAGCGUGCCCCGAGCUUGGCCGUGGGAGGUGGCCUACCCCGAGCUAGGGAGGUAGGUCUGCCUCGGGUCUGAGGGGAGGGGAGCAGUGUUUACAGGGAGGGAAAAGGAUUCUCUGAACAGUGACCAAACUCUACCACUAACCACAUCUUCCUUCCAAAGUGUUUCUGUGCCCUGGAAUCUCUGUACAUACGUUGACUCGUUUCUUACGCUGUCGUUAGGGCCCUCGUACAAACACCACGAUAGUCCUCUGGAAUGGAACCAAUAAAUUAUGUCAUAUUUACAUA